GAGAGAGAGAGAAGUGACACAGGAAGUCAAUGAGGUUGUGGUAAACAGACUCUACAUACCCAUUUGUGUCGACUAAAUGUGAUCAUAGUGUGAUGCUUUGUGCUAAAAUGAGAAGACACUUUUGAAACCCCUUGAGAAAGCACCAAAUCUCUGAAAUCCCGAAGAGAGCAAAUUCGAAGAGAAGCAGACACAAAAGACAUGGGCAACAGUGGAGAGGAAGGAAAACUGCAUCGCAGACUUUCCCGAAUAGGAAACAGAUCGCAGAGAGAGCCACCGCGGCCCCCUCCUCAAACAGACAAGCCUCCAACAGUGGCUCCUCCAAGACCUGCUGAGACUGCUCCAAAACCUCCAGAACCUGCACCAAAACCAGUUGUAAUCUCACCAAAACCUCCAGUGGCUCAAAAGCCCACUGCCCCUCCAAAGCCACAAAUACAAGUGUUCAACAGCACAGAGCAUGGGUCUGCCAUACUCAAGGGGUUGGAUUGUUUUCGUGGUGAUGAGACACUUUGUGAUGUGACUCUGGUACCUGGUGACAGCAGUGAAACUUUCCCGGUCCACAGGGUCAUCAUGGCUUCAGCCAGUGACUACUUCAAGGCCAUGUUCACAGGUGGCAUGAGAGAGCAGGAGCUAAAGGAGAUUAAGCUCCAUGGCGUGAGCACAGUCGGCCUGAAGAACAUCAUUGAGUUCAUCUACACAUCUUGUCUGAGCCUGGGUCUCGGCACCCUUCAGGACACACUAGAGGCAGCGAGCUUCCUCCAGGUGCUUCCCGUUCUCAGCUUCUGCAACCAACUACUCAGCAGUGAGAUCACCAUAGAAAACUGUGUGGAAGUUGAACGCAUUGCCAGGGAUCUUCUUCUGGAAGAUGUCCAAGAACAUGUCCACAUGUUUGUGUGCGAGAACUUCUCCGGGCUGGUGCAGAGCGGCCACCUGCUUCAGUUGUCUGAGGCGAGCAUAACAUAUGCUCUCUCCAGUGACUCUCUAAAGGGUUUCUCCGAAAUGGAGCUGUACCGCAUCGCCCGCUCCUGGCUGUCCCACAAACCAAGCGAGCGGCGUUCGGCUGCUUACUCUCUGAUGCGCCACAUCCGUUUCCCUCUGAUGUCCCCUGCUGAACUCCUCCAGAUCUCUCAGGAGGACCAGACUGAAGAAGGAGCAGCAAGAAGGGGAAUAGAAGAAGGGGAACCAUUCAUGCGAUCGGACACGGCCUGUGUCAACCUCCUCCUGGAGGCCAGCAACUAUCAGAUGCUUCCCUUCCUCCAGCCGGCGUUACAGACAGAGCGGACCCGGAUUCGAUCCAAUUGCACUCACUUGGUGGUUCUGGGUGGUGUGAUGAGACAGCAGCUGGUGGUGAGCAAAGAGCUCAAGCUGUACGAUGAGGAAGAUGGAGGAACCUGGAGGUCCUUACAACCUAUGGAGGUGCCACGUUACCAGCACGGAGUGGCUCUUCUAGGGGACUUUCUUUACAUUGUGGGAGGUCAGAGCACUUACGACACCAAGGGUAAGACGGCUGUAGACAGCGCGUACAGGUAUGAUCCUCGCUUUGACCGCUGGUUGCAGGUGGCCUCUCUGAAUGAGAAGAGGACGUUCUUUCAUCUGAGUGCUCUUAAGGGGAAGUUAUAUGCUGUUGGAGGGAGAAAUGCGACUGGGGAGAUUGAUUCGGUGGAGUGCUACAACUUGAACAAGAAUGAGUGGACUUUUGUUGCACCAAUGUGUGAACCUCACUAUGGACACGCUGGCACAGUACAUGGAGGUCUGAUGUAUGUGUCAGGCGGUAUCACGAGAGAUGCUUUCCAGAAAGAGCUGCUGUGUUACAACCCCGAUAGAGACGUGUGGAGCAGACGAGCAGAUAUGAUGGAGCUUCGUGGUCUUCACUGCAUGUGCACCGUGGGCGACCGCCUCUACGUCAUGGGUGGAAACCACUUCCGAGGGACAAAUGACUAUGAUGAUGUGCUAAGCUGUGAAUAUUACAGCCCUGCAACUGACCAGUGGACAGUGGUGGCUCCGAUGCCCAGAGGUCAGAGCGAUGUGGGCGUGGCCGUCUUUAAGGACCGCAUCUAUGUGGUGGGUGGUUACUCCUGGAACAGCAGGUGUAUGGUGGAUAUCGUGCAGUGUUAUGACCCUGAGAAGGACGAAUGGGAGAAGGUCUUCAGUGUCCUGGAGCCUCUCGGAGGCAUACGGGCCUGCACUAUGACAGUUCAUUGCCCAAAAAGUUCAACAGAUGAAGCUGAAAUACAAGAGUGUCCUCUUUUAACAUCCAAAAGCUGAAUAGAUGGUUUAAUAUUGUUAUUGGCCUUUAAAUAUGAAAUUAGCUUCACUGCCAGUGAUGUGUAGAGUAAAAACAGGCUGAAUGAUGUGAUUUCUGUACAUGCCACUUUAUUAAUAUCUGAGCUGUGUUAAGGAAAAAAACAUGCUUGUAAAAUAAAAAAAGCAGCUAGUGCACCAUUAUUUGUUUAAACCUUGUGCAACCUUUUGGACAUUUUUGUCCUUUUCAGUUUUGCUUUGGAGGGUUUUUUAUCAUCUUACCUGUGUUAUUGCUAUUUAACUGAAAAUUAUGCAAUUUUUGUUCAAUGGCAUUCAUUCUGUUGGCAGAAAUUUAAUUAACUUUUUUUUUUGUUAGAUGGUGCCAUUUUUUCAAGUUUGGUCUAUGAAGCAAAUACUCGCUUUCUGCUUCUGAAUAUUAUAGAGCCAAUUGGAUAAAUGACACAGCUGCUUGUGUGAGUGUCGGUAUGGCUGUUAGAGUGUGGUUUGUAUGUGUGUCAUAAAAAUAUUCUGUGUGCAUGUGUAAAAUUAAGAAAAACUCAACUACAAAUCACAAAUCCAAUCACUACCAGCAGAGUUUUGCUGGUAGCUAAUGGGGAAAUUUGGUACUGCGUCCAAACAUAAUCUUACUGAAAGCUAAUUUUUUUAGAUAGCAACCUCAACUUGUUACUUUCAUGGCUUUGAUUGUCUAGCCAGUUUAUUGUUCGCCAUUUUACAUUUUAAUAUGAAAACAAACUUAAGUCUGUGUUCUCAAAUUUUUAAUUUUUUUUUUGACAUGGACAUUUUAUGGAUCGGUGUGUACCUUUUUUUAUUGAUGCCUUUUUUUAUUAAGUUAAAUGUGCAUUGCUGUUUGGAUGCGUUUUUUUUUUUUCAAUGCCCGAUGGCUACAGUGCUUAAUAACUGUAUUUUUAAAUAAUUUUUUGUCUAAUUUGCUUGCUUUUAAUGCUUUGAAAAAAAAUUUUUUUUAAUGAAUUAAUUUGUGUCUGGUGUCUUUUAUGUACAUUUCUCUUAACAUAAAAUGUCUACUGAUUGCAUUCAAGCAAAAAUAAAUUAAUAACUAAUAUUA
Molecule: messenger RNA, 3322 nt
Organism: Puntigrus tetrazona (Sumatra barb)
Lineage: Eukaryota; Metazoa; Chordata; Actinopteri; Cypriniformes; Cyprinidae
Product: kelch-like protein 9
Exons: 8
Coding region: 199-2262 (687 amino acids)
Biological process (GO): protein ubiquitination; regulation of cytokinesis
Cellular component (GO): Cul3-RING ubiquitin ligase complex
Molecular function (GO): cullin family protein binding; ubiquitin-protein transferase activity
Source: RefSeq, a predicted model, not a curated record